Messenger RNA from Rhopalosiphum padi (bird cherry-oat aphid), 1477 nucleotides. RefSeq lists its product as uncharacterized. Lineage: Eukaryota; Metazoa; Arthropoda; Insecta; Hemiptera; Aphididae. The transcript has 6 exons. The coding region runs from base 44 to 1477 and encodes 477 amino acids. The record is from RefSeq and is a predicted model, not a curated record.
UCAUUGCAUCGUCAGUUUGUUAUAUAAUAAUAUUAAAUUUAAAAUGUCGUGGUUUAUAAUAACUUCUGAGCGAGAUGGCCAACUUUUAGUUUUGGAUAAUUUUAUACAUCGUAUUGAUAGAACAAGAGGUUCUAACCACUAUUAUAAAUGUAUUGAUAAUUGUGGAGGUCGAGCAAUACACAGAGAAGAUUCCAAUAUUGCUAUAAUGUCAAAAACGCAUAACCAUCCGACGCAUGGAAUCCAAUUGGCUGAACGUGGUUUUCGAAAUAAGCUUAAAGACGAAGUGAUAACAAAUCCCACAAAAACCAUACCACAGACAUUUAAUGAAAUCCGAAGAUCAAUUAUGGCUUCAGGAAUACAGGGUUCUACGGAAGCCGAAGUAAAGGAUGCUUUACAAAUUUAUACCAGUGUAAAAAGUUCGGCAUACAGGAAACGUAUGAAAUUAAUGCCAACGUUACCUAAAAAGCUGUCUGAAUUAGAUAUUGAAGGUGAUUGGCGAUCAACGAAUGAUGGAAAAGAUUUUCUUUUAGGAUGUGAUGGUACGGAUAAUAAAAUCGUUAUAUUUGGUACUGAAGGAUUUUUACGACGUCUUUGUUCUGGUAAUACAGUUUUUAUGGAUGGCACAUUUAAGUCAGCACCAAAAUUAUUUACACAAAUUUAUACCUUACACUGCUUUGUUAUAGGAGUGAUGAUACCUCUAGCAUACGCAUUGUUGCCCAAUAAAAGUACAUCGACAUAUUCGAGAAUGUUUAAAAUAAUAAAAGAAGCGGCAUUAAGAAAUGGAUUAGAGUUUAAACCUGCUUGUUUUCAAAUAGAUUUUGAAAUUGGAAUGAUCGUCUCCAUUCGGCAGUGCUUUGGUUCUGAUACACCCAUAAAAGGGUGUUUAUUUCACUUUGGGCAAUCUAUUUGGCGUAAAGUUCAAAGUCUGGGAUUAGCUUACGAUUAUACACAUGACGAUAAUAUUAAAAAAGUUGUUCGUCGUCUUUGUUCAUUAGCCUUAGUUCCGAUUGAACAAAUUGAUAAUUGUUGGACAGAAAUUCAUAGUGAAGCACCACAGUCAGAAAGUAAAUAUAACUUUUUACGUGUGCUAAAAUUAUUAAAUUAUUUUACCGAAACAUACUUGGAUCCAGAUAUUUGUCUAUUUAAUAGAAAUAUGUGGAAUCAUUUUAAUACAGAUGGAGCAAGGACCAUAAACCACCUUGAAGGAUGGCAUGCAGCUCUUAAUAAAGCUGUUGGUAGACCAAAGCCAAAUAUUUUUAUUUUAAUCAAAGAGCUAAAAAACCAACAAUCAAACUUCGAGCUUGACCUCAUAGCACAAAAAAACUGCAAUAGACCACAAAAGAUGAAAACUAAAUAUAGAAAAUUAGAAGAAAGGUUAUCAUUUGCAAAAGAUAGGUUACUGAAUGGUACGAUUUGUAUUUUGGAAUACUUAGAUGCAAUAAUGUUUCAUUUUCAUUUAGAAAACGGAAGCUUAUAA